Molecule: messenger RNA, 6501 nt
Organism: Platichthys flesus (European flounder)
Lineage: Eukaryota; Metazoa; Chordata; Actinopteri; Pleuronectiformes; Pleuronectidae
Gene: kirrel3b
Product: kirre like nephrin family adhesion molecule 3b
Exons: 15
Coding region: 317-2623 (768 amino acids)
Biological process (GO): cell-cell adhesion; synapse assembly
Cellular component (GO): cell-cell junction
Molecular function (GO): cell adhesion molecule binding
Source: RefSeq, a predicted model, not a curated record
CUGUGUGCGCUCCAGAGUCAGCAGCAAGCGAAGGUGCACUAAGUCCACCGGCUCCCCGUCAACAAGACAGCGUGUGGGGCUGAGCCGACCACUGGCAACUCCGAAGAGUGACACAGACAGUGAGGAGGAGGAGAAGAGGAAGCAGAGGAAGAAGAAGAAGAGGAAGAAGAGGACAAGGAGGCAGAGGAGGACCGGAGACAGACUCCAAGCCCUCCACUGGUAAAAGGAGACAUCACUUUGGGACUGUAGCAUCCUUAAACCCCCUCGAACCCCCCCAAGCCACAACAGCACAGAGGGGCACUGUCUCAUCUCGUGCAUGUGUCUGUGCCUGCCAACUUCAAUUUCACGCUCGCCCACAGUUUUGUGUAGGUUUUGCCCUCUCCACUCCCCAGUCAUGAUCCCGUGGGUCCUCCUGCUCCUGUGGAUCUCCGGACACGGGGCAGAGGCCGUGUUUUCCCAGCAGCCACAGGACCUGGUGGUGGUGGCGGGUCAGCCUGUCACGUUACCGUGCACAAUCCCUGGUUACCAUGGCGUAGUCCUGUGGAUCAAAGAUGGCCUAGCGCUGGGAGUUGGCAGAGACCUCGCUGGCUAUCCUCGUUACACGGUGAUUGGCGACCAUGGUUCAGGAGAGCAUCAUCUGCGUAUCCAGCGGGUUGAGCUCAUGGAUGAUGCUGUGUUUGAGUGCCAGGCCGUCCAGGCGGCCAUGAGGUCCCGUCCCGCCCGUCUCACUGUGCUGGUUCCCCCAGAGGACCCAGUCAUCAGCGGAGGGCCAGUGGUGAGUUUGAGGGCUGGAGACCCGCUCAAUCUGACGUGCCAUGCUGACAACGCCAAGCCAGCAGCCUCAAUCAUUUGGAUCCGCAAUGGCGAGGUCCUCAAUGGGGCCAUGUACUCCAAGAGCUUGCUGCGGGAUGGUAGAAGAGAAAGCACUGUGAGCACGCUCUACCUUUCAGCCUCCAACAUCGAGACAGGUCAGCAGAUCAUCUGUAAGGCCUCCAACAAGGCAGUUCCCAAUGGCAAGGAGACCAGUGUCACAAUUGACAUCCAGCAUCUCCCACUCGUCAAUCUCUCGGUGGAGCCUCAACCUGUUCAGGAGGGCAACCCUGUGAAAUUCCACUGCUCUGCAAAGGCCAACCCUCCUGUCACACUGUACAGGUGGGCCAAAGGAGGAAGUAUAAUCAAGGAGGUCUCUGGAGACACGUACGAGGUUAUUGUAGACCAUUCCUUCUUUACGGAACCAGUCUCCUGCGAGGUUACCAACCCUCUUGGCAGCACCAACAUCAGCCGUAACGUUGAUGUUCACUUUGGCCCUCGCAUGGCUGCAGAGCCUCAGUCCUUGCAAGUGGACCUGGGAGCUGAUGCCGUGUUCAACUGUGCAUGGACGGGCAAUCCCUCCCUUACCAUAGUGUGGAUGAAGAGGGGAGCUGGUGUGGUUCUUAGCAAUGAUAACCUCCUGACACUGAAAUCCGUGAGACAAGAAGAUGCUGGGAAAUAUGUUUGCCGUGCUGUGGUCCCACAUGUCGGAGUCGGGGAGAAGGAGGUCUCACUCACUGUCAAUGGGCCACCUACUAUCUCCAGCACACAGACACAGCAAGCGUUACACGGAGAGAAGGGACAAAUCAAAUGUUUCAUCCGAAGUACACCUCCUCCAGACCGCAUUGCUUGGUCAUGGAAGGAAACCGUGUUGGAGUCUGGAACAUCCGGCCGCUACACAGUGGAAUCGGUCACCACAGAAGAAGGAGUGAUCUCCACGCUGACCAUGAGCAACAUUGUCCAAGCUGACUUCCAGACCAUCUACAACUGCACGGCGUGGAACAGCUUUGGCUCUGACACCGAGAUCAUACGCCUUAAGGAACAAGAAUCCCUCCCGGUGGCGGUGAUCAUCGGCAUUGCCCUGGGAGCGUUCGCGGCCCUUAUUGUCCUCAUGGGCACCAUCGGAGCGUUCUGUUGCACCCGCUCCCAGAGAAAUCUGAAAGGAGCCGUCUCGGCAAAGAAUGACAUCCGUGUGGAAAUCGUGCACAAGGACCACAACGCGGCGCGAGAGAACGAAGAGCACACGUCCAUGAAACAACUGAUGGUUGAGCGAGGAGAAUUCCAGCAGGAAUCUGUUCUGAAGCAGCUGGAGGUAUUACAAGAGGAGGAGAAGGAGUACCAGCACAUUAAGGACCCAACAAACGGCUACUACAGCGUUAAUACCUUCAAGGAGCACCACACGCCUACCAUGGCAGGGAAUCAGUCCACAGAAGUUAGGAACCCCACCAACACAGGUACCCUGGGCAAGCAGAGAGUACCGACUGGCAUGUCCUUCACCAACAUCUACUCCACCCUGGGAGCAGGUCCCAACCGCUUGUACGACUACAGUCAGCGCUUUGUGCUGGGCAUGGGCAGCAGCUCCAUCGAGCUCUGCGAGCGGGAGUUCCAGCGCGGCUCGCUUAGCGACUCCAGCUCAUUCAUCGACACACAGUGUGACAGCAGCGUCAGCAGCUACAAUAAGCCGGACGGCUAUGUGCAGUUCGACAAAGACAGCAAGGCAUCAGCCUCCUCCUCCUCCCACUAUUCCCAGUCAUCCUCGCAGAACUCUGACCUCACACGGCCCCUGCAGAAGCGCAUGCAGACCCAUGUCUGACCACCAGGGAGGGAGGGUGUUUCACCAGGCUGUAACACGAAGUCUGGAUUCUAAAACUGUGAAACAAUUAGCUCCCCUGAGCUGCUAAAGUAACUGUGUUACUGUGUGUUUCCUCUGGAUGCCUGGACUGGCUUUGACCUGCCAGAUGACUUGUCCAGACUUCUCAAUGUCCCACAAAAGUGGAUCAAGAGCCUUAUUUUUGUCAUGCUAACUCAUCAACCACCUUCAUUUUUUAAACACAAAAUCAGAAUUGUGCCACAAAGAGGUUAUUUGCCAACACACAGGCUGGGAGUCUAUAUAUUCAAUACUUGGCUUUGACAGUGGGAUUGUUGAAUAGGAAUAUGAGGCUUUUGUGUGACAAUCAGUUCCCAUGGCAAAGACAGUGUUUGCCUAUUGUUGUUACGAAAGUUGAAGCUCUCAGCACGACAAGCACGAUAAUGAGUGCGAGCCAAUGUCCUGCUGCUCUCCUGCAGUUUGAAGCACAAAAACGAAUGUGCACUUGGUUUUAGUUAAAAAACGAUAAUUCUUUCCUCACCCCUAACUACCCUUCCGACACUGUAUGCUAAGCAGAACUCGUUGAAACUCGUCACCUGUGUAGGUGGAAGAAAACUUUCCCCAUGUGCCCACAGACGUCUCAAGCACUGACAAAGAUCGGCAGUUUUUUCUCUCUCCGCAGCUGUAUCUGGGCCACAGAGCCGAGGAGAUAAAGCGGGGCCGAGUUCUCAUUUUAAAUCACUGAGUCAUUAUUUUACUUUGGCACUCUGUGAUAAAAAGAAUAUCAGUGUACAUAUUUGACUGCAAUUUCUUUUUUAGCAUCUAAUUUCUGACCGAUUGCCCUCAUUGAGGACUCUAAAUGAGACACGAGCGCCUCUUCUCCCCACAUAUCUUCUUUGCCUUGAGGGUCUGUUUGAACUGUGUCAAUACAAACUUCGACAAAGUGAGAUAGACAUACAGCAUCAGCUCCUCUGACGACGGGGAGUGGAUAUGUACCGCAACAAAUCCAGCUCCGAGGCCCCAGCUUCUCUCGCUAACGCCGCAGAUCAUCGGCCAUACACUUGGGAAUUAACUGUUAAAUGAAAUGUGGACAUUAUGUUUGAGCCGAGCUCCUUAUUGUGUUGUUAUCCCGUUGGUCGUCAAUAACAUUGUUGACACUGGAGCUGCUGACUGUAUGCCUACCAGCGACCCUGCUGGUCAUCGAGGGACAUCACAUAUUUGGAGAAAGUGUUUCAUUUUUUGCUUUCUGCUGUUCAUCUUGGAUUACUGUGGAGCGAAAUGCUAACCUAUUCCAAGUGCAUCAGUUUAUUUUGUUGUCUUCUACACUGUAUGUGACGUGUGAAAUGUAUUAUUUAGUCAGGCUGUAUUGGUUUAGCUGAGAUUAGAGACGGACUAGUGACUAAUCAUGCAGAAACACAAACUCAUACUUCACGUACUUCUACUUUGCAGAAGUGUGCAAAGUGCAGACACUGUCAAGUAUUCCAUCUUUAUUUUGGCCUGGAUGCAACCAAACAUCACAAGAGACCUAACACAAUUUUACAUCAGAAGACACUGGUGUCUUCUUAAGCUCCCUUACAGCAUACGUUGACUGAUAAGGCCAAACUCUUUAGAGCAACCAUUACAUUUCUGUUACAGCCACAGUGUCACAUGACUUUUGAUUUCAGCCACGAAAAGCUCAUAUGUCUGAGAUCCCCCCCCCCUAAACACAUAUACCCACACAAAAAGACAAACACACUUCAUAGAAUCAGCCGGGGUAUCAUUUAAUCAAGAUCUGCAAAAAGCUGUAAAACAGUGGCUCGCGGUGGCAAUGUCCCUUUUGCUUUCUUAAACCAAACUAGAACAGAACACAAAGCAUAAUAUGAUAUAUAUGAUCUAAUUAGGUCGUCUUUUCAGAAUGCUCCAUGGUGCCGCAGUCAGUCGGGAUAAAGUGAGGCUGAAACUAUGAAAUCUGACUCCGAACUGAGAAAAAAACAAGCCAAGCAUUUCUAACAAACGCAAGUUGUUGUUGUAAGCACUUUGCAUACGAUUAGAUACAAGGCAUUUGAAUGGGGUUUUCCACUUGAGUGGCAGUGGUUUGGACUCUAAUUUUACAAAUGGAUUGGCGCCCAUUGUACAGCUUAAGACAAAACGCUCUGUUUCAAUGCUGAUAAUCCAGCUUGGCACUUAGCAGACUGUAUAUAAAUCUCCAAUGCUGUCUUUCUCUGUAUAUACAUUUUUUUUCCUGGCUUUUCUUUCCUGCCCAGUCAGGGAGCUAACAAAUCCACGUGGCUUCAAAACUGUACAGGCUGACAAUCAUUUUCUUUUCGUUUCCUCUUGCUUGUUUCUCUCAAAUUACAUGAAAAGCUUGUGCGAGGAGUUUCUCGCCUUACCCAGAUCUCACAGGGGAAAACUCACACUCUGCACAAAGAGCACACAGGAGGCUAUAGGAUGAGAAGCGGGAGCUUAGCUGGGACAGCUUUGAAGUGAGAUGCAGUGAGAGGUUAUUAUACCUUCAGCCCUUCUGAGAGAUGCCCAGAUGCCCAGAAAUAUAUUACAUUUGGCACCAUGAUGUCUGUCAAGUAUGCUUGAGCCAGUUUCUUUUUUCCAUUUAUUUUCCAUAGGAUUUAUGAGUGCAGGACCACAUUUUUAGCUGAAUAUCGGCAGAAGUCAAUUACAGUGUAGCUACUGCUACAGUGACACAAUUUUCAUUUUUAUUAUUAUUUGCAUAUAUUAUCCAUUAUUUUACAUCCACAGCAUCCAAAGUCAAAAAUGUCCCCCCAUUCAAAACAUCAAGCACAAGACACACACUCAACAAUAAAACAAGCAAAUUUGCCUCCCGUCUAAAGGUUUCAGUUUUCCUUAUCUGUUGCCGCUCCCACACUGAUCCAUACAUGAUGCAUUUUCCCAGUCCAGAGAAUCUGCACUCUGCAGAGCAAACAUAAAUAUUUGAUAGGCCCCAGCCUUCUGUCCCGACCCCCCUCCCGUACAGCAGCAGCCACAGUGGGUCUGAGAGCUCCAUAGGAUGCGAGUGCCAUGUACAUCAUUGGGAAUCGAAGCCUGUGUGGGAAAUCUGACCUGUUCACCUGUGGACGCUCGCCCUGGCCGGUGCUGGCGGUGCCUGUUUGUCCGGCCAACAGGCAGAUGCCAGGGCAGAACAGAUGAAUAAACACAAAGACCCACAACGAUUACAAAAGGGGUUGCUGCCCUUUCCUGAUAAAACAAGAGCUGCGCUUCCAGAGCAGAGGAUACAGUUCUCUGACUUAAUUAAUUAAAGGACAGUAAUGUGGUGAGACACCAAGGUUAUGAGCAGUGUCAGGUAGAGGAUAGGUGUUUGUAAUGGAGUCUCUGCCUGAGUGAAGGUCUCAUUUGAAACUCUGGAUCGAUCAUAAUGACCCUUCUUUCUUUACUGUGUAAAUGCUUUCUAUGAAUCUGUUUCUCUCUUUCUUUCUCACCAAGGGCUGGACUGGGUAGUAUUUGCAACCGUCCCCCAGAGUUUGUUUUAGCCUGAAGGGCACACCGGGGAUGCUGUGUGGUUUGGUUUUGCUGCGUCCAGUGUACAAUAAGGCCACAGAGAAACUGAAAAGCAUUUGAAAGUCAAAUGAGUUUGCUUCUGUGAUUGGUUGAAUCGUUCUGUAUAAUGCAAAAAAUAGUUUGCAAAUACUACAGGACCCAGGUCAAUAAAAAAGUACUGAACUCACAUGGUCAUUUGAAGAGUUUGUAUAAAUAAUAAACCAUAAACAUACAGUAAUAGUGAUGAAAAGACAACAUGUAAAUUCUAAAUGGUGAACUGCUAUUUUCAGGCGGUGGCCCUCUGUAUCUAAAAAAAAAAAACUGAAAAAAGUUGUAUUUUAACUGUACUGGUCUGUGAAUCUAUGAUGCUUUUGCUCUGUAUAUUUGGAGAAUAA